GCGAAGAGAGAGCCCGAGGAUCCGGGCACGCCCGAAGAGAGGACGGUCACGAUCUGCGGCCUGCCGCCGCCGUGGGUUGUACCACAGGCGGAGUCCGCGCUGAACGCCAGGAUAGCCGACCUCGUCAAGGGGGCUGGCGAGCUGGAGGUGCCGUGCACUCUGUCCAAGACAUUGGAGGGCGGCUUCUGUGUGGUAGCCAGACUCAAGGAUCGGCGGGCUGCUCAAGAUGUAGUCGACGGUCUCGACGGCAGGGACAAUCGGAUGCUGCCCCGCAGCGCCAAGUGGCAGCCAGACUACCGGCCGCCCACGGACGCCGAGAGGUUCAGCGUCACGAUUGGGGACAAGAGCGCCCCGGUAGCGGACGUUCCGGAGGUCGUGGCCGAGCCCGAACCAGAGGCGGUCAGCGAAGGUGCCGUCGAGUUGAGUGGCCUGCCCGCAGACUGGCAGGAGCCCGAGGUCCGCGAGCUGUGCGCCCACUACGGGGCGCUCCGGGAGGUGCGGGCGCACGGGGCACCGGGCGCCUUCGCCGUCGCCUUCGCCACCGCCGAGGCUGCGGCGCGGGCGUCGUCGGCGCUGGACGGCCUGCAGGUGCCGGGGGACGACGGCGGCCUCUGCGACGUCUGCUGUGCGCGGCCAGCCGCCCAGGCGGCGCCCCGCGAGGAGCCGCCGCUGCAGCUCUUCAUGGACGAGCUCCACUCUGCCACUGGCGAGCCCAGCGCGGCGGACCGGGAGGUCUACCUGCGCUCCGUGCCAGUGGAGGACGUCACGGAGGACGAGCUGCAAGAGUGGGCGCAGGGCUUCGGCGAGUUAGAGGGCACUCACUUUCUUCGCGACUUUGCUGGCGAGAGGCUCGCAGGAUACGCCUACCUCCGCUUCACGAAGCACGAGGACGCCGCCGCCAUGAUCACCGCAUACCCCGCCGCCGCCACGGGCGAGGAGGCCACCGGCGACGUCGAGGCAAGGUGGUCUCUGUCGGAGCGGCUGCAGCAGGGGUCCACGGGCGUGCUGGGCGCCGACGCGCUCGGCCUCCUCGCUGGCCGCCUGGAGGACCUCCGCCUCGCCACGGGCUGCCCAUCGCUGUCCAUCACCGGCGACGGCUCCCAGGGCCGCGAGGGGCUGGGGCUGCUGGGCCACCGCGGGGGCGCGCUGCGCUUCGCCUGGCUGCGGGAGGACUGCGCCGGGCCUGGCCGGCUGGUGGAGCACCUGGCGGGGGCGAUCUCCGCUGUGCUCAGGGGUGCCGAUGCGCUCGGCGCCCUCAUCGCGGACGCCGCUAUCGAGGCCGGGCCAGAGGCCGCAGAGCUCGACGGUGGUGGCGUCGAGGAGAAGAAAGACAAGAACAAGAAAAAGGAGAAGAAGAAGUCCAAUGUUGACGUCGUGGCCGACGCCAGGCGCAGGAAGAAGAGGAGGGGAGCAGACGAGGACCAUGAGAACGACGCCCCUCAGCUGCUGGGGCCCGGCGUGCUGGUGCGGGGCUUCCCGCCGAGCUGGACCGAGAAGCAGAUCCGGUUGAUCUUCGCGGUUCUCGGCGGCGUGGACACGGUCACUUUCACCAGUAGAGAGGACUCGACGCACGCCCUCGUGAAGCUCAAGCCCGGCAGAGAGGAGGACGCCCAGACACAGGCGCAGAAGGCAGCGGAGAAGCUGCACAACAACGUGGUUGGCGAUGGCGUGCUCGUAGAGGAGUGCCGCAUCAUGUGCGAUUUCGUCGACGCGAACGGAGGAGUCGUGGCGAGUCCGCUCCCAGACCCAGUCGACGGCCACGUCGGCAAGCAGGAGGCAGAGGCAGAUGAGGCAGAGGACGGCGCCGCAGGCCCAGCCCGGCGCCGUAAGCAUCGCAGGCGCGCGGGAGAGCCCAGGCAGCCCGCGGGCGGCGUGGCUGAAGCCGACGACGGCGGUGGCGGCGCCACAUCCUCGAGGCUGCAGCGAAGGCAGCGGGGUGCGGAGGGCGACCUGCGGGGCGACAUCGAGAGAGGGACGGCGCUGAUCCGCGAGGGCAGGGCGAUGGCGGUCGAGGGGCUGCGGGUGGAGGCGUACGAGAAGUACGUGAGCGGCCUGCAGAUGUUGAUGGGCAUCAGGGAUCAAAACCAUGGGGUUCCUGAUCUCCAGAACCGCAUCAAUCGUUACGUGGAAGAGGCCGAGAGGCUGCAGAAGGCCAUGGAGGAACGGCUGCCCGAUGCCUCGGCGUCUGCGGCCAGCUCGCCGCGGCCACAGGCCCGUAAGCGGGCCGUGCUGGCGCCGCCGCCGCCGCCUGCUCCGCCAGCUGCGCGGCGGCGCUGCGCGGCCGCCAGCCGCAGCAGGAGCGCAAGGCGAGAGCGGCGAGGCGGCGCCGCUCCCGGACGGCCCGGCCGCUUCGCCUCCAGGGCGCAGUUGCGGCCAGUGGCGCGGUGA
Prorocentrum cordatum is the source of this 2388-nucleotide messenger RNA. Lineage: Eukaryota; Dinophyceae; Prorocentrales; Prorocentraceae. The record is from the annotation of a GenBank genome assembly.